Molecule: messenger RNA, 1509 nt
Organism: Parasteatoda tepidariorum (common house spider)
Lineage: Eukaryota; Metazoa; Arthropoda; Arachnida; Araneae; Theridiidae
Gene: elgi
Product: E3 ubiquitin-protein ligase NRDP1 elgi
Biological process (GO): regulation of canonical NF-kappaB signal transduction; protein ubiquitination
Cellular component (GO): plasma membrane signaling receptor complex
Molecular function (GO): ubiquitin protein ligase activity
Source: RefSeq, a predicted model, not a curated record
AUUACUACUUUUUCUUAAUAAUUACUAUUAGAUUUUGAAAAACUAUUGAAUGGCAACUUAUGUUAUUUGAAAAAUAGUUUUUGUUUAUUUAUUGUCUGGUCUGCUGGUCCGUAUGUGUCAAAUUGUCUUUUCCUACAGUUAAUUAUUUUUAAUAUCCGCAUGACAUUAAUGUUAUUUGCUUUGUAUUAACUUAUUAUCAUAUCUUAAUUAUUCAAUACUGCUUCCUGUGGUAUCUUAUUCUAGUUUUUAAGUUUUUGUUCAAUAGAAAUGUAUAAUUGAAUUUUUUCAUUAAAAAUCUACAAUAUCAUUAUUUAUUAGCAUUUAAUUAAAAAUGGGAUACGAUAUUACUCGAUUCGAAGGUGAAGUUGACGAAGAAUUGAUCUGUCCUAUUUGUUCUGGUGUUUUGGAAGAGCCCUUGCAUGCUCCGCAAUGUGAACACGCUUUUUGUAAAAGUUGUAUUAAUGAAUGGCUUGCAAGGCAACCGUCUUGUCCUGUAGACCGUCAACCAAUUACUCCAAAUGAAUUGAAACCAGUGCCGCGAAUUCUGCGUAAUUUACUUUCCCGUUUACUUAUUAUGUGUGAUAAUGAAAAAUUUGGCUGCUCUGUUAUAGUGAAACUAGAGCGUCUUGAAAUCCACAAGGAAGAAUGUGAGCAUAAUCCUAAACGACCUGUUCCUUGCGAGCAAGGGUGUGGAUUGGUUGUGCCAAAAGAUGAAUUAAGAGAGCAUAAUUGUGUUAGAGAAAUGAGAAUGCUGUUGCAAACUCAGCAACUGAGGAUCAACGAAAUGCAAUGCAAUCUGAAUGAGACCAGGAAAGACAUUGACUUGCUGAAAACCUGCGUGCAAGAAUGCAUUCGUGCAAUGAGAUUAGCCAAUCCAAGUGUUCCGGCAUUAGUAGAAACUCUCGAACAAGACGAAACUAUGAGAUGGAUCGGUUCUCUACAGCGAGCUCGUGUAACGCGUUGGGGUGGCAUGAUUUCGACACCUGAUUCCGUUUUGCAAACCAUGGUGAGAAGAGCACUGAGUGAAAGUGGUUGUCCUCCACACCUAGCUGCGGAGUUAAUGGAAAACGCUCACGAAAGAAGAUGGCCUACGGGUUUGAGUACUUUAGAGACCCGUCAGUCCAAUAGGAGAUAUUAUGAGAAUUAUGUUUGCAAAAGAAUUCCUGGUAAACAAGCUGUUGUUGUAAUGGCUGUUGAUAAUCCCCAUAUGAAUGAUGAUAUGGUCUUAGAUCCUGGAUUAGUCAUGAUUUUUGCUCAUGGUAUUGAGUAAAACUAUUGUGAUGGAGACUGCUCAUUAUUUUUGGAUGUUUUAAUGUAUUCUGUGUUAUUUAAUCUCAUUUUUUUUCUGUCUUUCUUAUCAUUAAAGAGAUAUCUCGAAUUGAUAUGUAUAGUGAGUAAAUUUUUCUGUGGAAAAUAUAUCUCUUGGUCCUCUUACUUAUAUUGUAUUUACCUACACAGCUAUGUUACCUAUGUGAUAAAAAUUUGAAUAAAAGGGUUACUUGAAGUAAA